Messenger RNA from Necator americanus (New World hookworm), 714 nucleotides. RefSeq lists its product as uncharacterized. The record is from RefSeq and is a predicted model, not a curated record. NCBI's taxonomy places the organism in Eukaryota, Metazoa, Nematoda, Chromadorea, Rhabditida, Ancylostomatidae. Bases 1 to 714 code for a protein of 237 amino acids. The transcript has 6 exons.
AUGGCAUCUACUUCAAAGGAAUCGUACGGAAUAGCGUCUUAUGUAAUCAGCAGACACAGAAAAAACAAAGUUUUUAUAUGGCAAAGCAGAAAGGAACGUGGUCGAGUUUACGAGUUUUUGGUUUCGUCGCGAUUCAAGGUUCCAGGAUUAGUAUCAUGGAAAUGCAUGCAUUGUAUGCAAUUACGUGCAAAAUUAAAAAGAGAGAGGCAGCCCGUCAAGGAUCUAAAAAUACCACUAGUUUUGAUCGAUAAUGAUGUGAUUAGAGAGGAUCCUGACGAACCACUUAAUGCGCGACAUUUUUGCAAGGGUAAAGACGUAGUUGAUGCUGUUUUGAAGAGGACUAAGCUUCAAUUCUAUGAAAGUUGUUCUUCAAGCGACGAUCCGCCUGAGAUCACAGUGGAUCGAUUUUCGGAUGCAUUGCUUGAAGCAGUUCCCCUUGAUCUCGACGCUUAUCAGAAACGUCAAAUGAAACAAUCCCUUGACGACAAAUGUGAGAGAGUGAUGAAGAAAGUCAUACAAAAGAGGAAACGAAAGUCGCCAACCAAACCCAAUGCUGGUUUGCUCAAAAGGGAGCGUGAAGUUAAGAUAACGAUGGAUAACGGUUUUCAUAUAGAAGAUGUUACUGGAAGGCCAGAUGUUGCUGAUUCUUCUCUUUCGGGCAUCGACGAAAAUGAUUACAUUGAUGUCGUUGGAGAGUCGUCACAUAUGUUGUAA